Molecule: messenger RNA, 1718 nt
Organism: Symsagittifera roscoffensis
Lineage: Eukaryota; Metazoa; Xenacoelomorpha; Acoela; Convolutidae
Product: cotranscriptional regulator ARB2A homolog
Exons: 5
Coding region: 106-1626 (506 amino acids)
Biological process (GO): regulatory ncRNA-mediated heterochromatin formation
Cellular component (GO): nucleus
Molecular function (GO): siRNA binding
Source: RefSeq, a predicted model, not a curated record
UGUCUUGAACCAUUUAGAAAUAUAAUAGACUUUAUGUAGUUGAUACGAAACAAUUAUAUUGGUUUUCAGAAGUAUCUGAGAAAUUGUUUGAAGUGGGCACGUACCAUGGUUGAAAAAAAAAUUACUGGCAGUUUUUGCAGCAUGUGCAGCAAUGUUUUUGUAAAUUUAGAUCAUAAAUGGCUGCAAAUUUUUGCCCUUCUGUGUCUUAAACUCGUUUUAGCUGUUUAUUCUAGACAAAAAGCAUCUACCAGUUCUUUAUCGAAGCAUGUUUUAACGAUCGCCGAUAAAAUAUAUUUUUCAUCACAAGAAAGUUUUGACUUCAAUGGUAAUCAAGCAGCAGAUAAAAAUCGAGUGUGCUCCAAUACAAACAUAUUCGAAGCCUUCUUUACAUCUGUUAAAUCUGAGCAUUUGUGCUUCGAUUUAUCACCUCUCAGUAGAACAUAUCAGAUUAUGGACAUGGGGGUUGAAAAAGAACAGCAGGUAACAUCCAAGAAUGAUGCUGAAAAUGCAGAUGAAGAUACUGAUCAUACAAAUGGCAAUUCAGAGAGCAAGCGUUCCUUGAAGGCUGACACGGAACCACUAGAUAAUCCACCUCCUGCUAAACAUAAGACGAAAGGUGCUGCUUCGCCUCCCAAAGACCGAGAGUUUGGGACUACACUGGAAGAAUUUGGUUUCGAAUUUGACAACAAGGGUGUUCUGAGAGACGACAGAGGAGAGGGAUUUGUGUUCAAUGUCAGGAAGAACACUUUCUAUAAUCAGAGAAGAUAUGAAGCACUUGGAAAUGCAGUGAUAGAAGAAGUCUACAACAAAUUACAGGAAGAUUGUGGCCUGGAAAAGAUAUACAUCCCCGAAGAUGCUGCACAAACAGAUGCAAGAAGUUUCGUAUUUGUCACUCCCGACUUCUACACUAACGAAGCUACCCUUUUGGUGCUAAUCCACGGAUCCGGAUUUGUCCGAGCUGGUCAAUGGUCCCGUAAGGUCAUCAUCAACAAAGGCCUCAAAGAGGGAAGUCAAAUUCCAUACAUCGAAGCUGCGAAAGAGAGAGGAUGGGCAGUUAUAGUGCUGAACACUAACUUGAAUAUGGCUCCAACUAUGUCACAGGAUGGAAAAGGGUCAUAUGGCGAAGUCAAACAUUCGGGUACAUCAGAAGAACACGGUCUGUACGUAUGGAACAAGUUGAUUAAGAAAUCGAAAGUAGCCACGGUGUUAGUUGUGGCUCACAGUUGGGGAGGAGUAGUCACUGCCCAUCUAGCCGAGAAGACUGACGACUUCACUGAUCGAGUGAAAGCAGUUGCCUUAACGGACUCGGUCCACGCUCUGAGACAUAUGGACGCAUCUAAAGAUGUAGAAGAUUUCUUUGAGCGAAGCGUUGUAAAUUGGAUCCAGUCUCCAGCGUCCGUGAAUACACCAGUGAAAAUAAGGCAGAAAUUGAAAGGCAGAGAUUGUGAGUUGAGGUCAGCAGGGGUUAUGGAACACGAUAUGACGUCACACUGUGCCAAAGAGAGUGUGUUCAAGUGGUUCGACCAAAUGCUGGCUGGGGAAACUGAAGCUGAAUUUUCAGAUGAACGGACUGAUGAAGCCAAACCACCGGUGGCAAAGACCCAGACCAAGUCAAGAACUAGUUAGCUUUGAAAGCGCGUCUUAUUUUUAUACCAAUACAUCUUUUUGCUUAUUUUUACUAACGAAUAUCAGCAAUUCGAAUUUAGUUUCGACAGAAA